Messenger RNA from Salvelinus namaycush (lake trout), 2773 nucleotides. Its product is annotated as CLOCK-interacting pacemaker-like. Gene Ontology annotation, biological process: negative regulation of DNA-templated transcription; negative regulation of circadian rhythm. The coding region runs from base 523 to 2154 and encodes 543 amino acids. Gene Ontology annotation, cellular component: nucleus. NCBI's taxonomy places the organism in Eukaryota, Metazoa, Chordata, Actinopteri, Salmoniformes, Salmonidae. The record is from RefSeq and is a predicted model, not a curated record. The transcript is spliced from 4 exons.
UAGUCAGCCGAAAAGUCAUAAACCCUGAAAUAUUUAUUCAAUGUAUCUUCUUAAAAUUCGAUUAUAAACCUAACUUUAACCUAAACCAUACUCCUACCCUUAUACUUAAAUUACGAUCAAAAAGCACAUUCUUUUUUUCAUAAAUGUUUACAAUAUGCCUGUAGCCAAUUUUAACUUUGUGGCUGUGGCAACUAGUGGAAACCCGCAAGGAGGUCUAGGAGGCGGGGCCAUUUUCAGGUUGGGUACCGAUUAUCAAUUUUGGAAUUAGGACUCGUCUCGUAGGAUCUAACCGUUAGGCUACAGGUAGUCUUCACAUCCCGUUAGCUAGUUUAUACAUUGAAUGAGAUAGAUGUAAUAGAAACGCAGCGAUAGACACGCAUAGAUGACAUGACAUAAGGAAAGCGUUGAAAGAUAGAGCUAGAAAUUAGGUGCUCUAGUCAACAAUACGGCGAGACGGAGCGCUAUGCAAGUGAAGUCAACCACCAGUGGCAAAGAGUCUAAAUUGAUAUUGGAGGACGCAGUAUGCCUCUGGAACAGGCUUGUCUAAGUGGGCGAGAGCCACGUGCAUCCAGUAAGAAUGCCGAAGACAGGAGCAACACUGCCACCCUGCUGGCCUCAAGGAGUACUGCAGACACAGAGUCCAACAGAAGAGGCUCUCGCUGCGGCUCUGAAAAAGAUUCUGGAUAUUCGGACAACAACAGCUGCACAGACUGGCUCCAUGCGGAUAGAGAGAACCAGGGCAGCAGCGUGAGUGAGCCCAGGGAAGGGGAGGGUCUUCAGAGCCAGGUCAAGCCCGAGCAGGCCCCUCUCCAGGGGAAUCACAUCCUGGUCCCCAGCCCCGGAAGCCCUGACCUCACCCCCAUCUUCAUCAUCAAGAACGUGGUGCUCAAACAGGUGAAAGAGGUGGGAGGCAGGCUUGAGAAUGGCUCAGACCAUCACCUCCAGAACCAGCUAAACUGGGAGAACAGACGAGGAAGCUCCAAUGACUCUGGCCCCUGUCAUGUGAUCCUGGUUCAGCAGCCCAGUGAAGCCUCGGCCUCGGCCUCACCCGCAUCCCCAAAGCCCAACAGAACACAGUCCUGGAGAUCUGACAGCACAGCUAUGAAAACAAAAAGCAGAACCUACCUGCCCAUUCUUAAGUCCUACCCUCGUAUCGCUCCCCAUCCCAGUAAGAAGCCAUCUGACAAGACCCCAGUGGACCCCCAUGGUAAGGGGACUGGCAGGGAGGACCAAAGCCAGGACAAGAGGAUGUGUACAGAGGACAAGAGGGAUGAGGUGUCCACUACUACUCACUUACUGACACCAUCCAGAAAACAUGUCCGCAAGCAGCCAGACCCCAAGAGAAGCCUGUCCCACUGGAGGAGCCCUGCCUCCUCCCACUCCCCCAGCCCCCGCUCUCCCUCCACACUUUCCAGCUUUGUCUCCCGCUCUAUGUCCAGCUCCGACACCACCACUGCCUCCUCCUCCUCCUCUUCCGGUGGCUCCUCUCCCCUCUCGGCCAGGAGGUGGCCCCGCAGGCACGGUCCAGGCCUGUCCCUGUUCAGUGCGGCGCGUGACAGGCGCUUCCUGAACACGGUGGGCAUCUUAAGCCAGUCAGGCCUGCUUGACAUCACGCUGCGCACCCAGGACCUCCUCCGCCAGAGCAACGCCACAGACGGAGACAUCGCCCAGCUCCGCGAGCACACACAGCUGCUGUACCAGGCCGCCAACCACCACAACAACAGCCCCUAUAACAGUGACCCUGAUAAUAACGACCCCAAUGCCAACACAGCCAACGCGGGCUGGGAGAGGAUACACCAGGCUAUGGCUCAGUCAGGCUCCUACCCCAGCCUCAAGAACCUGGGGAGUGAAGAGGAUCACAACACUUAUAGUCCAGAGCCAGGAGUGGGAGGGGACGCCAGUUUCAAGAGAGAUUCAGUUGACCCUAAUAUUGCCACUCAUACCCACAAUGGGUUGGAGGCCCCGGCCCAACCCUCGCCCCUCCUGGCCCCCAUGUCAGAUCUGCUCCCACAGUACUGCCCUGUUUCCCUGUCACAGCAUUCUCCAGUCAGCAUCACCACGUCCCGCUCUCACUCUGGGCAGGCCAGUGCCAAACCCCCUGAGACAGUCACCAUCAUGCCCCCUGACAUUUCCACCCAUGGUGGUCUUCUCUAGCACCUGCCCAAGGAAAGACAGGGCACCUGGCCAGUUUGUAACCCUCUAACAGUCACUUCACUUCAGCUCCAACGAACCCAAAGUAUGUAGUCUGUAUAGUAACAUGUUUCUGACGGUUACCCCGACAGAGACAUUAAUAGCCUCCCAAAAAAAGACUAUGUUUUGGCCUCUUCAAAGACUGCUUGAGGAAAUUCCUAGAGAGGCUGAGGGGAAGAGGUUGAAGGUUUAAUGACGCGUGAGACAAUGUCGACAGGACAGCACUAUGCUACACUGUAUAUUUCUGCACAGCGUCUGAAUACUACUCAUUGCCUGCCAUAAAAACUCAGCUUCAGCUUACCAAUUAGUGAGCUGAAUAUCAAGACUUGUUGCAUUUUGAUAAACUUCACUACGUAUAGAGAAAUUAUACUGACAAUGUACAUUAUUUUUGUAUUUGCCAUAUAUAAAACAGACUGACCAGGUAAAUUCAGGUGAAAGUUAUGAUCCCUUAUUUAUGUAAUCUGUUAAAUACACCUCAAUCAGUUAGUGUAGAUGAAGGGGAGAAGACAUGUUAAAGAAGGAUUUUUAAGUGCCUUUGAACAACAGGCUAUGGUAGUAGGUGCCAGGCGCACUGGUUUGAGUG